Messenger RNA from Stylophora pistillata, 1398 nucleotides. RefSeq names its product G-protein-signaling modulator 1-like. Lineage: Eukaryota; Metazoa; Cnidaria; Anthozoa; Scleractinia; Pocilloporidae. The record is from RefSeq and is a predicted model, not a curated record.
AUGCAAAUUGGUGACAAGGAAGGAGAAGCCGCAGUCUACGGAAGCCUAGGAAAUGUGUUAAAAUCACUCGGUGAAUAUCAGAAGGCGAAAGAAUAUUACGAGAAAGCACUUGCCAUCCAAAUGCAAAUUGGUGACAAGGAAGGAGAAGCAACAACCUACGUAAACCUAGGAAAUGUGUUACUAUCACUCAGUGAAUAUCAGAAGGCGAAAGAAUAUGACGAGAAAGCACUUGCCAUCCAAAUGCAAAUUGGUGACAAGGGAGGAGAAGCAAAAACCUACGGAAACCUAGGAAAUGUGUUACGAUCACUCGGUGAAUAUCAGAAGGCUAAAGAAUAUUACGAGAAAGCACUUGCCAUCCAAAUGCAAAUUGGUGACAAGGGAGGAGAAGCAAAAACCUACGGAAACCUAGGAAAUGUGUUAGCAUCACUCGGUGAAUAUCAGAAGGCUAAAGAAUAUUACGAGAAAGCACUUGCCAUCCAAAUGCAGAUUGGUGACAAGGAAGGAGAAGCAGCAGCCUACGGAAACCUAGGAAGUGUGUUAGCAUCACUCGAUGAAUAUCAGAAGGCUAAAGAAUAUUACAAGAAAGCACUUGCCAUCCAAAUGCAGAUUGGUGACAAGGAAGGAGAAGCAGCAGCCUACGGAAACCUAGGAAGUGUGUUAGCAUCACUCGAUGAAUAUCAGAAGAAGGCUAAAGAAUAUUACGAGAAAGCACUCGCACUUAUGAUCAAAACUGGCGAGAGGUCGGGACAAGUAACAUGUUACUUGGUUCUAGGAAUGGUUUCUUGCGCACUCAAAAAGUAUACGAAUGGCGAGAAAGCACUUUCUAUUGCCACAGAAAUUGGUCACCGAGAAGGUCAAGCAGAAGCCUUUGGUCUCCUCGGCGAUGUGUGCAUUUGGCGUAAUUAUCCUCAGAAGGCCAUGGAAUGUUACAAGAAACAACUUGCUAUCAGCGGUGAAAUUGGCCAUAGAGCUAAAUUUGCACAAAGCUACCUAAACCUAGCACGUGUGUCUCUAAUUAUUGGCGAAUAUGAAAGAGCCGACGAAUACCUUGAGAGAGGCCGCGCGAUAAACUGUGAUAUUGGACAAAUAGAGGUGGAGUUACAAAUCCUACUCCUUUUUUCAUGGUUGAGGUUCUCGCAAUCAAAACGCGAGGAAGCAUCUUCGUAUCUUUAUCAGUACAUGGAUAAAUUUGAAACACUGCGAAAUUUUCAGCAUGGAAACGAACAAUGUCAACUGGGUAUUUUAGAAAGCUACGGAAUUAUUCCCUACCAGACGCUCAGUAAACUGCUAUGUGCUGCUGGUAAUCCUGGACAUGCACUUUAUGUCGAGGAGCUUCGACGGGCUAGAUGCCUAGCAGACUUGGUGGCACGAAACUUUUUCGUUGAAAAUCAGAUCUGA